Molecule: messenger RNA, 5524 nt
Organism: Acanthoscelides obtectus
Lineage: Eukaryota; Metazoa; Arthropoda; Insecta; Coleoptera; Chrysomelidae
Source: the annotation of a GenBank genome assembly
AUCACAUGUUGCUAUGGUAACAUUAUAGGGUAAUAAUGUCAACACCUUUGGUACAAUUCUGAUUUACUUCAUGUUGACCUCCAUAAUUAAUACAGGUAAAAAAGUCUAAAAAUGCAACUGAAAUAUUUGCAAACAAUAGCUGAUGCACAGGUAAUAUAGUUCAAUUGGAAUUUAAAUUGGUGUAGGCUCACAUUGCACAAUUUCUAGGAAUAUGAUUGUAAAGUAGUGGGUCUAGCAUGGUCUCCCAAUAACCAAAAGCUAGCUGUAGCAACAAUAGAUAGACAGGUUGUGCUAUAUGAUGAAAAAGGAGAAAAGAGAGAUCGUUUUUCUACCAAGCCAUUUGAUCCAGAGGCUGGAAAAAAAUCAUAUAUUAUUACAGGAAUUGCUUUUAGUCCAGACUCCACCAAAAUAGCAGUAGCUCAAAGUGACUGUAUUGUUUAUGUGUACAAGAUUGGAGAAAAAUGGGGCGAAAAAAAGGCAAUUUGUAACAAGUUCCCUCAACCGUCGCCGGUCACGUGCAUAAUUUGGUUAUUGACUGGACCUAUAAUUUGCGGUCUAGUCGAUGGAAAAGUUCGAGCACUUCAAAUAAAAUCCAAUAAAUCACAAAGCCUUUUUGCUUCAGAUAGCUUGGUGGUAUCUCUGGCGCCCAAUUCUAAAGGCACCGGGUUUCUAUCAGGUCACAUAGACGGUAACAUUAUCAGAUUUUACUUGACCAAUGAUCACAAUGAAGAUGAAGCCCAAGGAAGGAUAGUCGUCCAUUCAGCACCACCUUAUGCUUUGGCGUGGCCCCAGGGGUACAUUUUUGUCGGGGGUUGCGACAAAAGGGUCGCCGUAUUCAACAAUAAUGGAAAGUUGGUGAAAAACUUCGAUUACAGCAGGGACAAUGAUGAAUACGAGUUUACUGUAGCUGUGUGCAGCCCUAGUGGACAGGCUGUUGUCAUGGGUAGCUUUGACAGAAUCAGAUUGUAUAAUUACAACACAAGGCGAUCUUUAUGGGAAGAAACGGCUCCUAAAGAAAUAAAGAAUUUCUACACAAUUACGGCCCUGGCCUGGAAAAAAGAUGGUUCGAAAGUUACUUGUGGCGGUUUAUGUGGAGCAGUGUUUAUGUUUGAGACAGUGCUAAAGAGGACUAUUUGGAAAGACAAGUUUGAAAUUACGUACGUUGGUCCAAGCCAAGUAUUGGUGAAACCUUUGGAUACGAAUGAAAGAGGAGUUAUACUCAGAUCACAACAUGGCGGAGAAAUUGAAGAUGUUCGAAUCAUGGGUAAAGACUGUUACCUAGUUGCACGAACUGAAGAAACUCUUCUUGUUGCUGACUUGAGCAGAAAUCUUCUGAGUGAGGUACCUUGGAGCAAUUCUUUGCGUCACGAAAAAUUCUAUUUUGAAAAUCCGAAUGUCUGCCUAGUAUUCAACGCCGGAGAAUUGACAUUGAUCGAGUAUGGCGAUAACGACAUAUUGUGCUCUGUUAGAACUGAAUUCGCAAAUCCGCAUUUGAUAAGCGUUCGACUGAACGAAAGAAAUCCCGCUUCUGAAAACAAAAAACUGGCAUAUCUGUUGGAUUUGAAGACAAUUUGUAUUGUUGAUCUGGUGAACGGUUACAUGAUUGCACAGAUAAGUCAUGAUUCCAAGAUUGAUUGGUUAGAAUUGAAUGAGACUGGACAUCAUCUGUUAUUCAGAGAUAAAAAGCAAAGAUUGUUGCUGGUAGAUACGGUGACACAAUCUAAGCAAACUAUUUUCACUGGAGUGAGCUUCGUUCAAUGGAUAGAAAAUAGUGAUGUGGCUGUAGCGCAGUCAGGAAAUACUUUAGCGAUCUGGUAUAACAUUGAUCUUCCGGAAAACCCUACUCUGAUGGCCAUUAAAGGUGAUGUUACUGACGUUAUCAGAAACAAUUCCAAAACAGAAGCUAUAUGUGUUGAUGGCAACAACACUUUCAGUGUAGAGUUAGACGAAGGACUCGUGGAAUUUGGUACCGCGCUGAACGAUAACGACUUCAGCAGGGCAAUUCUUUUCUUGGAGAAUAUGGAAAACUCCUCAGAAGCAGAAGUGAUGUGGCAUACUCUUUAUGUGAUAGCUAUGAAGCAGCAGAAUCUAACGCUAGCAGACCGUUGCAGCAGCGCUUUAGGUGAUGUUGCCACAUCACAUUUUCUGCGUGAAACCAUGCAAACUGCACAGAAGUUUAUAGAAAAAUACAACGAGAAUCCCAACAAUAGUCCAGAUGUAUGGGCUAGGCUGUCGAUUUUAUAUGGGGAACUGGCAACUGCGGAAAAUAUUUAUUUAGAGCAGGGCAACAUUGAUGCGGCUUUGGAAAUGUACAAGAAGCUUCAUAAAUGGGAUGAAGCCAUAAGAUUGGCGGAACAAAGAAAUCAUGAAAAACUGGACGAACUGAAACAGGAGCGUAUGACUCUCCUAGUGCAAUCCGGUCAAUUUGAAAAAAUUGGUCAGAUUCUCGAAGGAGAAGGAAAGUACGAAGAAGCAUUGACCAUGUACGUAAAAUCCAACAAACUAUUAAGGAUACCAAAAUUACUAGAAAAGGAACCAAGUCUUUUAGAAGACCAUAGUGCUAUUGCCAAUGUUUUGAAAAGCUUAGUGAAACAGGAGCUAUUCGAAGCGGCUGCUGAAGUCUACGAAAAGUUGGACAAGCCAGACCUUGCGAUGGAGUGCUACAGAAAAGGUAAGGUGUGGAACAAAGCGGUAGACUUGGCCAGAACGGUAAGUCCAGACAAGGUUGUCCAACUAGAGGAGGAAUGGGGGGACAGUUUGGUAGAAAACAAGCAAAUGGACGCUGCGAUCAGUCACUAUAUUGAAGCUGGCUGCACAAUCAAAGCUCUUGACGCAGCUGUUGCUGCCAAACAAUGGAAAAAGGCUGUACACAUCGUGAAAGUGAUCGAAGAUGCUGAUACUGUCAAGAAGUACUAUGAGCUCAUCGCCAACCAUUUCGCUACAGCUAAGGACUAUACAACUGCUGAAAAACUAUACGCUGCUUGUGGCAUGUAUAAAGAAGCUGUCAGUAUGUAUAACGAAGCUGGCAUGUGGGAAAAAGCUCAUUCGUUAGCUUCAUUACACUUGGAGCCAGAAGAAGUGUCUGAUAUGUAUAUCAAACAUGCUGAACAACUGGAAGAAGCUGGCAAGUAUAGGGAAGCUGAAAAGUUGUAUCUUUCUAUAAACUCUCCAGAUCUAGCUAUAGCCAUGUACAAAAGAGUGGAACAGUAUGAUAAUAUGGUCAGACUAGUCGAAAGGUAUCACCCAAAUCUGCUUCACACGACUCAUUUACAUCUUGGCCAGCAACUGGAAAGCCAGGGCAAAUAUAGAGCAGCCGAAAUUCACUACUUAGCCGUGAAUGAAUGGAAAGCUGCUAUGAAUAUGUACAGAAGUCUAGGAAUGUGGGAGGAAGCUUAUAGGGUAGCAAAGCAAAAUGGAGGAACAAACUCUGCAAAUCAAGUAGCGUUCUUAUGGGCCAGAACGCUUCCUAUAGACUCAGCUAUAAAGUUGCUCAAUAAGUAUGGAAUUUUAGAGCAAUGUAUUAACUACGCUUGUGAAACUUAUCAGUUUGAUUUCGCAUUCCAGCUAUGUAAAAAUCUACCAAAUAAGGUAGAUGAGGUUCAUUUGAAGUAUGCGAUGGCAUUAGAAGACGACGGCAAGUUUUCGGAAGCUGAAACUGAGUUUAUAAAGGCCAAAAAACCGAAAGAGGCUAUUCUAAUGUACAUUCAUGCUCAGAAUUGGAUAAACGCAUUAAGGAUCGCAGAAAAAUAUGAGCCGGAAUCAGUCCCUGAAGUGCUACAAGCACAAGCAGCUCAAUGUUUCAAAGACAAACAAUUUCAGGAAUUUGAGGUUUUAUUACUACGAGCUCAAGCUCCUGAGCUAAUCGUACAGAAAUAUAAAAGUGAAGACAUGUGGAUAGAUGCUCUUAGAGUCUGCAAAGAUUACCUGCCUCACCUCUACCAUACUCUUCAAACAGAGUAUAGUAGCUCACAUCACAACAAAAUGACUGACGUAAACAUUGAGACUCUUCUGUCAAGAGCCAAUGAAUGGGCUUUGGCAGGCCAACAUAAGCAAGCUGUAGAUUGCCUGCUUCAAGUCAACACGAACAUUACCGAGCCAUCGAUUGUAAAACGAGCUUUGCUCAGAGCUGCUGACAUGGUUAAUAAGUUUUUGUUUGGGCAGGAGGCACUCGAUAUCAUCAAAGUUUUGUCACCUAGAUUAAUGGAAGUCGGGGAGUAUAACGUUGCAGCACAACUUUACGUAAGUAUGGAAAUGAUGAAAGAAGCUAUUGAUACUUUCAUAAUAGCGGAGGAAUGGGCCAAAGCUAGAAAAGUAGCGAAAGAACUAGAACCUGCUUAUGAAAGCUAUGUCGAGAGCAAAUAUAAAGAUCGUUUACUGAAAAAGGGAGACGUUGAACAGCUAGCGGACGUUGAUAUUAUAGGAGCUCUCGAUCUCCUCGCAGAACAGGGCCAGUGGGCCAGAUGUAUCGAAAAAGCAAAAGCUCACAACACACCAACUUUACAUAAAUACGUGGCUCUUUAUGCCGCCAAACUGUUGAAAGAUGGAUUUGUGACAGAUGCAUUGAAUUUAUAUUCAACCCAUGGGGCUCCAGCCAUGCCUCAGAAUUUCAACAUUUAUAACCAUAUAGCAACAGAGCUUUUCGGUGCAAAUGAUCUAUCCGCUCCAGAUGGGUAUGGUGUGUGGGAAAAAUUGAGGCAGAUGCUUCUAGAAAUAAAUGAAGGUUUGGCAGUAGCGCCGAACAUUACACCAGAUACAAAGACUCAUUUCAAAAGCCUGUUGUUGAUCAGUCAUUAUUACGCUUUAAGAUGCGCCUGCAGACAAGUAUCCUCUUUAAAGUCUAUUGGAGUCAAAAUCAGUGCAGCACUUUUGCGAUAUACCGAUUUUAUACCAGCUGACAAGGCUUUUUAUGAAGCAGGCGUUGACAUGCGCGACGAAGGACGUCUAUCCGAAGCAUUUGUAUUUCUCAACCAUUACUUAGAUCUUUAUGAAGCAAUAGAAGAUGGUGAAGGGCAAUUGGUUGAUCAUACUGACUUUAUGCAAACCGACUUUCCUUCUAACGUACCUUUACCCUCUAGACUAUAUCUGGCAGAUGAUCCCAAGGAACACGACAGCAUCAAAGAAUGGGUGCUUACCAGCAGUAUGGAUGGCAACAUUGAACAGACACUUCCGAUCGACGACAGACAACUGUAUGAAUCGUCACUUCAACCCGGUCAGAAUCCAUGCUUGGUGACUGGGUAUCCAAUUCGCAAGCAGCCAGUAUCGUUUGCCAGAAGCAAUUUACAAGCAAACAAAGACGCAUGGGCCAAAAUAACUAUGGGAGCCAAAAUGGCACCCGAGUCCAAUGUCGCUGGCGUCAUAUCGUUCGUAAAUAAAUGGUGUGGUCCACCGAAUUAGGUACACUUACAAGACUUACAUUAUGUAGUCGUUUAAUUUUUACACUUCAGUUUAUAUGUAACAGGUUCAUUUAUUAUGAUAAAAUAUAUGUUUGUGCACUUUGAACGACGUAUGAUUAUCUUAAAUUGAC